This is a messenger RNA of Caenorhabditis remanei, 1020 nucleotides long. RefSeq lists its product as uncharacterized. The transcript is spliced from 3 exons. The coding region runs from base 1 to 1020 and encodes 339 amino acids. NCBI's taxonomy places the organism in Eukaryota, Metazoa, Nematoda, Chromadorea, Rhabditida, Rhabditidae. The record is from RefSeq and is a predicted model, not a curated record. Gene Ontology annotation, biological process: embryo development.
AUGACUACCCCAUUCCGUCUAUUCUCUCUUCCAUUUUUACCCCUCAAAAAAGUUCUGGAUAACGUUGGACCACAUGGAAUAAUAAUUCUCUCUUUGUGCUCUCAAAGAUCGAAAAGCAUUGCGGUUACCUAUUCUGGACCUUCCAAAGAUGUCAAACUCCAACUUAUGUAUUAUAAUGCAAUUGAUUUGUGUCACGAUUUCACAGAUCUCAUAAAUGUGGAUAAUGUGUCGGAUCUUGAACAUCUUGAGGAUCCCAUAUUGCCAACAGUACCAAUCGGGAAGUUUCGAAAUGUUCAAUACGAAAUGGAUGGGGACUGUCUAGUCACAUAUUGGUACAAUCAGUUAACCGGAUUGACGGAAAUUGGAAAUUACGCUCGAGAAAUAUUUAAUAGAGAUAUCUUUCAAGUCAGCAUUGGAGGUACAGACAUGGAUGACUAUAAACGGUUGAUUAAAUGGACUAUGGAUACACAAGGGUAUAUCAAAGACUUUCAUUUCGAACCUGAAAACACACUCGAUGAAGAUCUCGAUUAUGUUCUGGAAAAUGUUAAAUGCACUGGCUGUCUUUCAAUAACUGCAAAACCAUCUGAGAACUAUCGCCCUGCUAAACCACUUGUCUGUGAUCUUGAUCAACUUGCUAUUCAUUAUGGUUUCUGGAUUAAGCAGGAAGAUUUGUUGACAAUAAAUUGCAGAGUAGUUAGAAUGGAAGGCGGCUCAAAACUGACAAGCCAAGACUUUAAUGUGUUCUUGAAGCACUGGAUGACAGGAGGGUGUUCUAAAUUGAAACUGUUGCAUGUUUCUGUUGAGGAAGCAGUCAAUUAUGAGACUGUAUUGGACGGUGUGGAGUUCAUUGGAAGAGGGGAUGAUGUGAAAAGGGAAUAUGUUAAUGAAGAAAACUCCGUUGAUACAAUGACAGGAGGUUUCGAUGUCAAACGACAAAGUGAUAAUAUCACAGCGACUAUUACUGAAAGUUCGAAACGUUUUUAUAUGAAUGUUUGGCCGGAUUUCGCAGGAAAUUUUUAA